Bombina bombina (fire-bellied toad) is the source of this 812-nucleotide messenger RNA. It is a transcript of the gene POLE4, whose product is annotated as DNA polymerase epsilon 4, accessory subunit. The transcript is spliced from 4 exons. The coding region runs from base 169 to 546 and encodes 125 amino acids. The record is from RefSeq and is a predicted model, not a curated record. Gene Ontology annotation, molecular function: protein heterodimerization activity. Gene Ontology annotation, cellular component: nucleus; epsilon DNA polymerase complex. NCBI's taxonomy places the organism in Eukaryota, Metazoa, Chordata, Amphibia, Anura, Bombinatoridae.
CUAAGGUUUACGGUUACGCAUACGCAGCUGUUAUGUUUGCUGAACGUAACAUAUCCCAACACGUUCUUUUAGCAGAACCAACCCAUUGGAUGGCACAAUGUCACGUGACUUUCCCCGCUAAUUCCUGACAGCCAGUCCAACUGCGCGCUCUGCUUCUGAUCUGUAGGCAUGGCAGCUGUUGGAGUGGAGCCUCCGAUUUCUGGGGAAGCAGAUUCCGCAGUGGAAGGAGCCGCUGCUACCACAACCACACAAGCUGACGGGGACCCCUCCCUAGCACAAGGAAUUCCGUCGGCACAACAAAAGCACGUUAAGCUUCCACUGUCUCGGGUGAAAGCAAUCAUGAAGGCGGAUCCGGAUGUUACACUGGCCAGUCAGGAGUCAGUGUUUGUAAUCACCAAGGCGACGGAGCUGUUCAUUGAGACAAUUGCUAAAGAUGCAUAUAUAUAUGCACAGCAAGGAAAGAGAAAAACCCUGCAACGGAAAGACCUGGAUAAUGCAGUAUUUGCCAUUGAUGAAUUUGCUUUUCUGGAGGGUACUUUGGAUUGACCCUCCUUGGAUGUUAUGUGCAGCUGGAAUCAAAUCUGAGCCUGGCGUUUGUUAUACAUGUAUAUUGUAUAUUUAUAUUUUUAUUACGUUUUAAAUGCACAUAUAUUUUGUGUUUUGUAUUAUAAAACAUCAAUUUUGGUAUCAUUGUUGGUAGGCAAUGUUUCUCUCAAACAUAUGAUUCUUCUGACUCCAGAUAAUCUGUGCUCCUAUGGAGUGCUGGAUGUAUUCUCUACUGUUAAAAUAAAUAAAAUAUUUUUUUCAUGUGC